AGAUUAUUUAGUUAGUCGUGAGAUACCGUUCUAGCUCACUUCCAGUCCAUUAGAUGGCAGUAUUGUACCCAAAGUCUGUUGUAAAAUACCGCUUUACCCAAAAGAAAAAACGUUAUACGUUGUUUUUGCGGAAGUGGAUGUGUACGUCACUUCUGAUGUGAAGCGACAGGCUAACAUGUAGCUGCAGUAAUAGGCUGAUGGCGUCGGAGGUGAUGGAUACGACGUAAACAAAUAACAUCGACCUGUUUUCUUUCGACACGUAUCGACAUACCACCUACAAUCGGCUGUGGUGAGAAAAAAUAAUCGAGAGUAACGCUGUCAACAUGGCGACCACAGGAGUUAGCAGCGGUUCGGUGUCAAACCACGACCGCCAGGAGGUAGCGUCCAACUCGGGUCAGUCUGGAACAUCUACAGGCGCACCUGGAGCAGCCGCAGCAUCCGUGCCCAGCGCACCAGCCUCCGGCCCUGCACCUCCGGCCUCCCCGCCUGCCCUAGGCCUCAAUCGGGAACCAAUGUACAACUGGCAAGCGACCAAAAGCUCGCUGAAGGAGCGCUUUGCUUUUCUGUUCAACAACGAGCUGCUGAGUGAUGUCAGGUUCAUCGUAGGAAAGGGCAGACAGGCCCAGAGGAUACCUGCCCACAAAUUCGUCCUGGCCGCGGGCAGCGCCGUCUUUGAUGCCAUGUUCAACGGGGGGAUGGCUACCACCUCGACCGAGAUAGAGCUGCCUGACGUGGAGCCUUCAGCGUUCCUCGCCCUGCUCAGGUUUCUGUAUUCUGACGAGGUCCACAUCGGUCCAGAGACUGUGAUGACGACCCUGUACACGGCUAAGAAGUACGCAGUCCCUGCUCUGGAGAGUCAGUGUGUGGAGUUUCUAACCAAGCAUCUCAGAGCUGACAAUGCAUUUUUGCUCCUCACUCAGGCCAGGUUGUUCGACGAGCCCCUACUGGCCAGUCUCUGCCUGGACACCAUAGAUGAAAGCACUGCAGAUGCAUUAAAUGCAGAAGGGUUUACAGACAUUGACAUAGACACUUUAUGUGCCGUUCUGAAAAGAGACACGCUGAGCAUCAGGGAGAACCGUCUGUUUGGAGCGGUGGUACGCUGGGCAGAGGCUGAGUGUUACCGACAGCAGCUUCCUCCCACCUCAGAGAACAAACAGAAGGUUCUGGGGAAGGCUCUCCCCCUCAUCCGCUUCCCACUCAUGACCGUAGAGGAGUUUGCUGCAGGGCCUGCCCAGUCUGGAAUAUUGUACGAUCGGGAGGUGGUAAAUCUGUUUUUACACUUUACAGUAAACCCCAAACCUCGGGUUGACUACAUCGACAGACCCCGCUGCUGCCUCAGGGGGGAGGAGUACAGCAUUAAUAGGUUCCAGCAGGUUGAGAGUCGGUGGGGUUACAGCGGUACCAGCGACAGAAUCAGAUUUAAUGUAAACAGAAGGAUAUCCAUUGUGGGUUUUGGCCUGUAUGGUUCAAUACAUGGACCCACCGACUAUCAAGUCAACAUACAGAUCAUAGAAAGUGACAAGCGGAUCACACUGGGCCAGAACGAUACAAGUUUCAGCUGUGACGGCACCGCAAACACCUUCAAAGUGAUGUUCAAAGAGCCUGUAGAAAUAUUAGCCAAUGUCAUCUACACUGCAUGUGCCACUUUAAAGGGUUCAGAUUCCCAUUACGGCACAAAGGGUCUGAAGAAAGUGACGAAGGAGUCGGCAACAGGGACCAAGACGACGUUUUUGUUCUUCAGCUCACCUGGGAACAACAAUGGAACAACAAUGGAGGACGGACAGAUACCAGAGAUCAUCUACUACACCUAGACUUUAUAUUGUUGUUGGACAGGGACACUAAACUGGUCAGACGUCAGGAGGCUGGGACAACUGGGUUUCUGAACACAUGCGUAGAGUGCCUCAUGAAUCGUCAUGAAAAAAAAAAUGUGUUUGUGGGUUUUUUAUAUUCAAUGUGUGUAUAUCUGUUAAUAGAAUAGACGUGUACAGACCUGAUCACCUUCAUGGACGGAGACACUUUUGGGCCAAGAACUGUACGACUCUUGUUAUCCUGCAGAAAUGUUGUUGUUUUUCCUUGCGUCAACACUCGGCUGACUAGGCAGAUGUUUUUCCUUUUCUGCUCGAGGACAAAUUCAGUGACGGCAACCACCUGUUGGAUGAAAGGCAUUUCAUUUUUAUAUAUUUUUUGGCAGUGUAUUUAUCAAAGAGUAUAAUAUUUGCAUAUUUUAAGGGUGAACUUUUGUUUUUUGUUUUUGCAUUGUGUGUUGAAGAUCUACUGUAUGUGCGUUUAUCCAGUGGUACAUGCUGUACACUACAUUUCUCACUUCCUGUUUGCUUAGCACUUAAUUAAAAUGUAAAAAGGGUAAAUAAAUAAGUGACAAUGAAUAAAUGAUGCAUUUUGGCAAGAAAA
Messenger RNA from Cynoglossus semilaevis (tongue sole), 2409 nucleotides. Its product is annotated as BTB/POZ domain-containing protein 1. The record is from RefSeq and is a predicted model, not a curated record. NCBI's taxonomy places the organism in Eukaryota, Metazoa, Chordata, Actinopteri, Pleuronectiformes, Cynoglossidae. Gene Ontology annotation, cellular component: P-body; cytosol. The transcript is spliced from 8 exons. Bases 324 to 1811 code for a protein of 495 amino acids. Gene Ontology annotation, biological process: neurogenesis. Gene Ontology annotation, molecular function: protein binding.